AUGGAAACUGCGCUGCAAUCGAGAGGUCGAGAGUUCCCAUGUUCCAAUUGCGCCUCUCGCGGUGUGACUUGCGAAUUAGAAAACGCUGUUCGGCCUCCUUCUGGCCUUGCUCGUUCUCUCGAGUUCAACCUACUUGAAAGAGUCCGCAAGCUAGAACGGUUGGCUGAAAGCCAGAAAAAGCGAAAAUACGUGCAAGACGUCGAUCAUAUCCACCACAUCGUGUACACCCCUUCUCUCUCUGCUCUGCUCUCCAGGGCGUAUGCCUGUCUCAGUGUUCCGAAUUCAGUCACCAAACAUGGUAGGGCCUUUAUUUUACUCUUCCUCGGAAUUUUUGCAGGCGCUACCAACUCGUGGAAACAAUUCGACUUCGACCGCCGCCUAUUCUCUACGUGCGCGGAAGCUAACGCCCAAGCGCCUUCAUGGGUGAAGGCUCUCGAGCACGUUCUGGACAUUACCCACCAAACCAUGGGCGUGUCUAUGGAAGGUAUUCAAGGUGUUACUAUUGCUGCGUUUGUGGUCCUAAGCAUUAGUGGAUUUUCAAGGAGAUGUAAGGCGUUGUUUAACAUGGCUCUCUUGCUCGCGAGAGAUGCGGGGCUUCAUGUCCUAGGUCAUCCAUCGAAUGCAGGCGCAGUAAAUCUCGCGCGAACAGAGAUGGGGCGAAGAUUAUGGUGGCACCUCGUUGUUUCUGAUUGGCAAGCUCCAGCCAGGUUCGAUGCUGCUGUACGCGGCGUAUAUCACUGUCACCCAAGGCAGAUGGUAGUAAAAAGGCCGUUGAAUCUCAACGACGAAGGCCUUGUGGAUGGAAUGUCUCAAGAUCAGAAGCCAUUGUCAUGGCCAACCGUGAUGUCUUACCCACUGCAACGGAUUCGCAUCGCCGAAAUCAUGCUGGAUAUUGACACAGAGCUGCAACUAUUCAUUAAUGAUAUUCCUUCAUUUUUUUCAAUGGAAACUAUCAAACUCGAAGCCACUUAUCAGCUGAGUCCGUUACGUGCUAUAUGCAUUUCGCGGAUUUGUCGAGCUGAGUAUGCUGCAUCUCGUGACAUCUGCCUACACUCUGCACGACAGAUCAUCAAGACCGAAACUUUGCUCAGCAACUCGGGACUCUUCACCGCAACUCGCUACAAACUCCUUGGAAUCCUGACAUCGGUUUUCAUGGCAAGUGUUAUAGUUCUUCUCAUGGGUAUCAAUCAUACCAACUCCUCGACGCAGCGUGAUACUUUGAGUGGGGAGAUUCUGGAUGCGAUUCGAAUUCUAGAACAUUCGAGACACGAGUCGGAGACUGCAGCGAAGUUUCUGGAGUCGCUGAUGUGCGUUGUGAACAAGUAUAAAGUGUGUAAGCCUGCUGCUCAGGUCAAUUCGAGGGACAUGUAUGAUGACGGUGCACAGGUGUGUGACACAACCAAUACUCAGGCGGCGGUGGGAUCGCUGCCUCCCUUGGGAAGCAACGACUUAGAAGACAUGGAUAUCGUACAUGAGAGACCAAAGAAUGGGGAAGAUCUUUCUACGUACUUCAAUGGACUGGCGCAGAGUUUUGAACAAGGUGUUGAUGUGGGAACCCUUGACUGGGACAGUAUGCUUUCAGACCUCGAGCUUUCAAUAGAAUAGAAAUCUGCGGAUGUUCAAU
Messenger RNA from Talaromyces proteolyticus, 1624 nucleotides. RefSeq lists its product as uncharacterized. The record is from RefSeq and is a predicted model, not a curated record. Lineage: Eukaryota; Fungi; Ascomycota; Eurotiomycetes; Eurotiales; Trichocomaceae. Bases 1 to 1605 code for a protein of 534 amino acids. The transcript is spliced from 5 exons.